AUGAAAAAUCGAUUUCGAAAGACUCAUACCAUCAUAGAUCAAAUUGACGGGAUCAAAGAAAUAGAUGACUCAACACUUAAGAAUCAAAGAAAUAUUCUGAUUACUAUUAUCAUCUAACAUCUAUUUGUACUAUGGACAUGCAUCUAUGGAUAUACAUAUAUCUAUUAGAUGUAUUUAGAAUUAUAUUUAAAGUAUAAGAUAACCACAUUGGUUGUGAUAAUAGUUAUACUUUUAAAUUCGGAUCUCUUUAAACACAAACUCAAAAAAUAGCCAUUCAGUUUAAUUCUCUAUGUAUCAUUUACAUUGAGUUUGAGCUUUCUAUUUGUCAUUUAUGACUCAAAUAAGGAUGUGUAACUAUUGUUAUAUUCUAAUAUUUUUCCGAUAUUAGGAUUAAUAGUAUGUUCUAUAUUUUAAGAGAAUGAAUUUGAAUACUCAAGUGCUUUCACCUGGGUCUUAUUCUCACAAAUGACUUUCAUUUCCUGCGUUAUCUUUUUAAUGGGUACAGCUUUUGAGAAUGCCUUAAUAUGUUCAAGUAUAUCGUUUGCGUAUGUCUGUAUACUCGUUUACUAGUUUAAAGUAUGA
Molecule: messenger RNA, 582 nt
Organism: Paramecium tetraurelia
Lineage: Eukaryota; Ciliophora; Oligohymenophorea; Peniculida; Parameciidae
Exons: 2
Source: RefSeq, a predicted model, not a curated record